ACCACACAACCCUUCUCAGACAACUCAAAAGAGUACGUAUCGAACAUUUCAUUGCAAAAUUCGUACCUGGCUAUUGCGUGACGAUUAUACACGUUUUAAAAAUUGGGGCCGGUGACUGAACGGUAUAUGGAGUUUUCGCCCAAUUGCAAGUUUGCUCCCUUCCGCCCUUGUUCAAGAACAUAUUUCUUUUCUGACGAAAUGAUAAUACAUUUACAUCAACAUGCUGUUUUCGUUAUCUGAGUCAUACAGCGUGACUACGAAAGCACGCUAAGUCGCAAAAUAACUAGAAGUCGCGGAGGACGAGGUCCAACAUUGUAAUUGGGGUCCAGUUUCAGUUUACUCUGUCACGGACAAGAAAAUCGAGAAAGCGGAAGUAACGAACGGCGAAAACGAUAAAACAGUAUGUCUCUUUCCAGCGUUUUCAGAAAUCAAGGAAACGAAUUUUUCCGUCAAGCUCGAAGCUUAAACGCAAAUGAAUCACCACUGCAAGCAAAGGAUCUUUAUGAGCGGGCGCUUUCUUUUUACUACCAAGCGAAAGACAAAUCUGAGACCCGUGAAGAAGAAUGUUCCGCUACGAAGAAUAUCGGCAAAGCUGCAUGGAGGAUAGCUGAAGUUCUUACCAAGAAAGAACCGCAAGAGAAGCCAGAAAUGAUCAUCUUCUAUCUACAUGAGGCUAUCAAAGCUUUGUGUAGAGCUUACGACAUCGGUGAAGAAUGGAAAGAUGCGGAGUGGCGAGGCGAAGUAUUCGAAACAAUCAGUGUUUGUUUACAAGAGGUGAUCGAUGUUUCAGAAGCGUUCGUCGACACUGAUCGAAAGAUCGCACAGCUUGAGAAACUCGCUUUCAUUACCAGUGUUGACGAAGCUUCAAUCGACCUGCACAUGAGUCUAGCUACACUAUAUUUUCACGAUGGUACGACCAAAUUGCAAAAUGGCGACUACAAGAAAUGCCUCUCUCGGAUGACCGAUUGUUAUCAACCCAUUGAAGAAGUUAAAAGGUUAUCGAAGCGCGGCGAUGACCCCAGGGUAAACUAUGAGAUGUUGAACGAGGCUGGAGUCUUAGAGAAGGAUGUGUUCUUCCACACUUGUGCCGCUAAAUCCAUCCAAGCGCGAAUGAUGGGUGAUGAAAUACUUCAGAACGCCUUGUUGGAGCAGGAAGAACUGCAAAUGACUCUGAUCUUUGAAGUCAUUGACUGGUAUAAGCAAGCUGUCGUUCUUUCAAGAAAUGUGGAUAUCGAGCAAGAAGCUAGAGCUGAAAGUCGCCUGGGUUAUGUCUAUGACAAAGUCCUGAAGAUCACCCUGCGAGCCAAAGCUUACUAUACCCAUUGUUUCGAGCUGGCAGAAUCAUUAAAACCUCGCAUGUUCACAGCCUGCCAGUGGUACAAAGACUGCAUAACAACCCUGAAGAAGUACCAAGAAGAGGCUAGACAGAGAGACGACGAAGAGAAAAGCAAAGCGAGAGCAGGUUUCUUGGAGGAAUUGUCACAAGAACUGGCGGAAAUCGGAGCUCACAGAGGUCUUGCAGUGGAAUUAAUCAAAUUCUUGUAUACCAACUAUCCACCCAAAACUCCAACUUGGAAAAAACCGAGCGAUGAAGAAAUGGAAGACUGGGAUGAAUUGGAGACAACUUCCAAAAGAUAUAAGAGGCUUCUUAUUAAAGCUCUCGCCGUUUAUCAUCCUGAUAAAGUGGAUGAAGAAAUGUAUGGAAAAAAGUGGAAGGUACUAUGUGAGGAAAUAACAAAAAUGCUCACAUUUCAUUAUGAAAGCACGAAAAUAAUGUCUGACGAUUAGAGUAGACUAGAAACUUGUAUAAAUGACACGUAGUGUAAUAUCUAUGUAAAUUUACCACCCAGUUUCUUUUUUAGAACCAAAACAAUUGCAGGUUGAAACGCUGAAUUCUUUAGUAUUAUAAUCAAUGGAGUUAGCUCACUUUCUUUACGUAAAUAAAUAUACCAGCCACGAGGAAAUUUUAAGUUAGACAAUGAGAAAAUACGUUCUAUAAAAUAUUAUAUUAUUUUACAUUGAUUUAAAAUGCGGUAAACGCUAAGCAAAACAAAAAGAUGGACUUCUGUGGUUGUACGAACUUUUUUUUUUAAUUUAGUAUGAACGUUUUUAGAGACCAUAGUAUAUGAUCCCUUAAACUAUUGUUAAAGCGAGAGUCAUUUAUACAGCAUCUCGUUGUAAUUUUGAAAAAUAAAUUGUUGAGAAUU
Messenger RNA from Stylophora pistillata, 2207 nucleotides. RefSeq lists its product as uncharacterized. The record is from RefSeq and is a predicted model, not a curated record. Lineage: Eukaryota; Metazoa; Cnidaria; Anthozoa; Scleractinia; Pocilloporidae.